This is a messenger RNA of Gamsiella multidivaricata, 360 nucleotides long. RefSeq lists its product as uncharacterized. Bases 1 to 360 code for a protein of 119 amino acids. The transcript has a single exon. Lineage: Eukaryota; Fungi; Mortierellomycota; Mortierellomycetes; Mortierellales; Mortierellaceae. The record is from RefSeq and is a predicted model, not a curated record.
AUGACCAAGAACUUUAGUGAAGGCUGUGCGCUCGAAGUAGAUCACAUCCUGGGAUCGAAGCUGUUUGAGAAUUUUAGGCCUUGCAAGGUCCACAUUGACGGCGAUAUGACCGCAGAGAAGGCAAAGGCUCGCCUGGAACGCACAACCAGUAGCUACGGCAGCAGCAGCAGCAACUCUCUGAGCAUCAACAACAUUAGCAGCGAAAUCAAUGUUCUGGACUAUUUGCCCUGUUUUUAUGGACACAAAUGGUUUAGAAAAAAGACAUGGGACGCAAAAAAAAAAGCGCAGAUUGCAUGUUUGGAUUACUCCAUCAGGGGUACCUUGCGCAAGGCAGGAGGAAGGCAGCUGGGAACAAUGUAG